This is a messenger RNA of Porites evermanni, 28688 nucleotides long. Lineage: Eukaryota; Metazoa; Cnidaria; Anthozoa; Scleractinia; Poritidae. The record is from the annotation of a GenBank genome assembly.
GGUCAUGAAAGUUCCUCUGCAAGCAAUGCUAUAAUCAGGCUUUGUACAAGGUUAGUUACUUGAUAUCAACAAUUUUGUUAGUUUAAAUACCUUCACCAAGCAAAAAAGUCAUGGAUAAAUUACUUUUAGUAUUUCAAAGUGUAUAAGAGAAGCAAAGUAGAAUUCAUCUCCUCCUCGUGCCAAUUCGAUUCUCAUAACAUAACAGUAAAAUAAUUUCCGUUUUAGUUGAUCAGUCAGUCUUUUAAAUAGUGUAUUUUUCUUUAAAAAGAUGUUUGUACUCAAUACCAUUCAUACUUCGUGAAAAAUUCUGCGCCUUGUGUGUGAGCCAUGUUGUUUAAAAUUGACUGUUGAUCGAACAGCGGAAGUUCAGUAGAUGAAAACAAAUAUCAAGGCACAGUUAAAAAAUAAAAUAAAAAUAAAAAUGUUUAAGAUGGCUAGAGAUCCCUUUGAUAUCUCUAGAUGGAACAGAAAUUUCUAUUUGAGAAUUAACCACGACGUCAAAAAAGGCUUCCGUUUUAAAGAAUUUUUACGUCAGGUUUUCUGGUUCUUUACCUUUUACGAAUUUGCUGAGUAUAACAGAAACCUGUUUAUAUUAAACGAACUAUUGGCAAAACAUCUUUACACAUAAUAACUAUGUAUUUUUCCACCACAGUACUGACUUUCAUUUAUUGGUGGGUUUAAACGUAAGGAUAACGGAAUAAAUUGAUCGCAUUUUGAGCAUCUUUACCCCCCAAAAUACUUGUUUGCUGGCAGCAGGAUUCCAUGUUGGUUUACCUUCUGUCAGGAAAUCGCGAUUUUUUUACUAGAUUUUUUGAUAGAAAUACAUUUAUAAAUUCUCAUUUAGACAUAUCUUUUUAUGGAGAGUUCUUUCCAUGCAAAGAUAUCAAAUUUCUUACCGCAAUUCCAAUUUCCAUAAUACGUAAAACUCUCUAAUGUGGACACCUGGAUAUCUCCCUGUAGUGUCCACAAAGAGACAUCUUUACUCCACCGAACUUGUGUGUCUCAUUUACUUUCUUUUUCACGGAUAAAUCAUUAAGGUGAGUCCUGACUCAUAGACCAUUCUUAAAACAAACAAACGGAAGUUGAAGAAAGCGGCUGAUGGAGACCCUCUUAAAAUAUUUCAGUUCCGAAUCGUCUUAUUUUGCAGUUUAACUGCAAGGUCACAAAAAGUUUCGUGUUUGUGUGGUUUCUAUGCUAGAGGUUCGUGCUUUAACUCUAGAAAUUUGCUAAGCGUUUCGAAACCGCCGAAAAUGUAAAGGACUUAAUAUUUACCGCACUGGUAAGAAAUAUUCUGGAAGAGACUACAAGUUUUCACGAUAUUCUCAGCCGUUUUGGUUGAGGAAUAUUCAUAAAUAAGCUUCAAUCAACAGAAAAAGGGAUUGGCUAUUAAGAAUUAGCCGGGGUAUUGAAGCCAAUCAUGAUUCUUCUCUAAAAGAGCAAAGUAUCAUGGCCGAGCUUGUAAAAAAAUAUGUCCGCAUAGGAUGACAACAUUUUACUUUGUAAGGUUUUGAAUUUAAUAGCUAACUGCUCCAAAUGAAUCUAAGCAUAUGAACCAAUAUCAUUGUCAUUUGGGUGGUGAACAAGGCUUUUUGUACGUAAAAAUUGGUUCUUGAAAAGGGGAACAGCGAAUGAGACUACAAUUCUUCAAAUUCAUAUUCUUACAGAAAAAGUAUUAAUUAAAAAUUGUUAGUGUUGUAGGAGAAAUUUUACCCUUCUUCAGACAUUUCAGAUGUGUUUUACUAUGUUAUGCCUUAAGUUAAUCUAUGUUUAAUGUAUAGCUUUAGCCAGAACCAAAGGCAAAGCCCCCGUGAAAUUGAAACUACUGCUAAAGAAAUCCACAAAUCUACACUUGCCUUAAAUUAGGGGACGACCAUAUGACGUUUUAGGGAGGGGCUCAAUAGACAAGAAACAAUUGCUGCUAAGAACAUUGAAUUUGAACCUGCGAUCAAUUAAAAGCAAAUAACUGGUCAGCGGAAAAUAAUAAUAAAAUACUUGACCUCGAGUUGAAACCUGAAUCUGCGAUAAGGUCAUGCAAUACUGGUCAGCGGAUACCCUUUUGCUGACAGUUGUCAAUUAACCAAACAUGGAUGUCUAUCAUCAAGUUAAACACAGGUUGCAAGCUCCUACACGAAGCACAAAAUGCCAUUUCACAUUGGUUACCCUGUGGUGCCGUCUUACCGACGGACGGGCGGGACGGGCAGGUAUACGUACGGUCACGUGACUACAAAAAUUUCUCUGAUGUGUAUGGAUACCUAAAUAAACCAAUUUCGAUAUAUUAAAAUUCAUACUUGGUUCCGAGGCUUGAGGGAAUAAAACAAAAGAAGUGUAUCAUUCAUGAGCCUUAAGACUCUUUGCCAAGUCUGAGACCGAGAGUCCCGCUAUAAUGUCUCCCUUUUGAUUGAUUUUUCCUGUCUUUUUUUCAGAUUCUGGCCUUUUCAGAGUGGAAAAGGAAAGAGAUUGGAAAUGUUAAGAAUGAAAAAAAUAUUGUUUGCAGUCGUUUUCAUCGCAAUGUGGCAAGGCAUGUGAAUUUUUCCUUACGACAUACACAGUAAUUUCUGUCAUCUUCGUACAUUGAGACGGACUGAUACGCGUGGCACUUAAGCUGUACCCUGUUUUGGCUGUUAAGUUGAGGUCGCAUUAAUGUUAUAGGUGCCAAAUGUAAGGGUCCAAAAUUAAAGUAAUAAGGAACUGGCGCCUGAUGUAAUAAGGGUCAAAAUAAUGCAUUAAGGUUUACAAAUUCUGUGGGGAUAGGUCACAAACGUAAUAAGCGAUUACUUUUUUGCUACACGUAAGAAAUUGGUAUCAAAUGUGACAAUGUUAGCAACUGUUAUAAGGGGUGGGUCAAUAAUUGGUUUUACAACCCCAGCAAGGGGUAGUCUAAACAUCGACGACAUCAAUAUAAUACAGUUACGAUUGCCAGAUUCUUUGAAGUAAAAAUAUGGAAUAUUUUCUUGCGAAUAGGAGUUUAAUGCUUUUCCCCUCCGCUUAUAGUAACUUGAUUGUUAUUGCCUGACAUUAUCCGUGUAACUGAUCGAGAUAUUGUGUGACUUGACCAAUUGCUUCCCCCUCUAGAGUUUAGUCGCACGUGGAGUCGAUGAAUCAAUUGCGUACUGACAUUCGCUCUGGUUACUCGCGGCUAAAAGGUCAAAAUUUUUACCCGUCGUUUUGGUUGCCUUCACCUUUACUGGUGGCCUGUGAAUAGGCUUUUUUUUUUCCAAACAGAGAGCCUGUUCACAGGCUACUUUACUGGGCGAAAAAAAUCUCGAAAAUAUUAAAUAACACAAAUAGAAAGAAUAUUGCUAUUUUAAUAAAAGCGGCGUUCAAAAGAAAGAAAAAGUAUGCUGAGACAAUGGCUUUUAUCAAUUUGACCAAAAAAGAGGACUAUCACUUCUUGGGGUAAUUGGUAUGAAAGUUAAAGAAUACCGAAAACAGUCUGCACACAAGCACGGACAAAACCAGUUGAGAGAAAUCGCGAAAAUGCCUAUUUGUUCCUGUCAUCCUGGCAAAAACUGAAACCUCCGCCAAAAGAAUGCCCGACUUCGCCCCUCCCCUUAUCUAAAGUUGUUUAGGAUACCAUGGCAAUUAUAAAAAUUGGUUUUCAGACCAAGACAACUUUGAAUAGAGGGUGGGGAGGGGGCUAUUUUUUCUGUUUAGAGCAGACGGGAUUGGAGCGCAAAAGUUAGAAAAUAGAUGGAAUUGUCUCAACAGUUUUGUCCGGGGUUGUAGCUGUUAUUCAAGGGUUCGAAUUCGGAUACUACUAAUACACCGAAAAAAGGAAAAUAAAAUUUAAACCAAUAAACAACGAUAACAACAACAAUAUUUUUUUAUUCAUCUUUCUACAAAACUCAUAUGAGCAAUAUAAGUAAACAUAAACAAAAUUUAUGAUUACCUAUAUUAUGGACGGCUCUUGGAAUCUGUCACUAAUAAAUCCUGAGGAAAGGUAAAGCGAUCAGCAUCCAGAAUUAAUGAACCUUUGAUUAAAAACUCUUUAAAUAUAAUUAAUUAUAAUUUGACAAAAAAUUUCAACUAUAAAAAGGAAAAAGGGUAUGGUCGGUAUACCAUUUUCCAUUAAUUUUGCCUCGUGUCGCGAAAAUUCGUUUUGAUUCAUUACCUAGUUUGCAAAGUUUCACCGUGGUUAGAACGAUAGAUGCACCGAAAUUUCGUCCCGUUUUCGUCUAACAGGAAAGAAUGCAUUUAUUCGCCAAAAUAUGUUCGCUCUGAUUUAUUUUGCACAGUACUGUAUCCUACUCAAGAAACGUGUAAGGGGUAUUUCCUUAGGACAUUUACCUCUUCACCUGUAGACGCAUAACGUGAUCUUACGUACAAUUCACUUUUUAUCCAUCUCCUAAAUUGAAACCCUAAACACGCUUUUCACCAACUCUAACUUUUCUUCCUAGCCUAUAAUAUUUCCGACCAUUUUUAUAUUUGUGACUCCACUCCCCAUUACAAAUGCCAUUACAUUAGGGAUCCUUGGUAUACCAGUGUGGCAGACGUGACGUCAUGUAAUUCAAAUGCUCUUUACGCCUAAUCUUCUUUCCAAGACCCUACUCAAAACUUGCCAGGACGGGAAUGGCAACUAGUUCUGUGCAUGAGCGACCCCUGUUGCCAAAAAAAAAGUUUUCCUUUCUUAUUUUCAGAAUUGAUUCUUGUAACAAUUUCCUUUUAAGGGUAACCUCAACGCAGUUUAUGCUCUUAAUAUUCAAAGAUGUAAAUUGACGGUUCUCUUAAAUAACUAUUUCGAAUGAUAAAUAUAAUCUCUAUAAUUUUUGUACUCAUUUUCAGAUGUGCACACCAAUCCAUGCUUCUACGAUUUGGGUAGCUCCAAUGGGGUCAUCAGCUCCAGUAUAACCAAAAACUACUCCAUGUACAAUUGCACGUGGAACAUUACAGCACCAUCUAACCACACCGUCAAAUUGACCUUUACCAGAUUUAACCUCGACGAUUAUUCGUCGACCUAUAGGAGCGAGAUUAAAGUCUUUGAUGGAAAAAGUAAAAGUGAUACGUUGCUGGGUAUUUUUAGUGGAUCAAGACGCUCAUUCAUCGUACAAACAAGUGGUCAAUUCAUGGUGUUGACCUUUACAAGGUAUCAUGAAUUUGCAUAUUUCAUCUUCGAGGGAGUCUACUCUUCAACCUCAAUAAAAGGUGAGCUAUAUGUACCAAGGAAACUACAGUGAAACCCAGAAUGUAUUUAGCGGACACCCUCGGGGAAUGCUGUAGUAUUCGCUUAAUACAUGCAGUGUGUCCACCUAAUACGGGUCUCGAUAGAUAAUGUCAUUUGAGGAGUCAAAUGUCAUUUAAAUGAAAAGUGAAAUCGUUUAGAAUACUCUCAGAGACUAUGACGAUAUACGUUUACAUUAAUUUCUUUAUUAAAGUGGACCAAUUGAUCAUAGUACCUUAAAAAUAGAUAGCAACUCAAAUUUGACGAAAUCGAUGAGUGAAACAAGCUCUAUACAAACAAAAUGAAAUAGAAAACAAUACUGUACUGUAUUGUAUUCAACAACGUGUGACGCAAAUUAAAUGCCGUUCUUCAAGUCACGUUUUUUAAAGUAAAAAUCGAAAAAUUUUUGGGUGGCAAUCUUUCUCAUUUCCGGUUGGGUGGUGGAAUUUAAUUACAAGUGUCCGUUUAAUACAGGUUGGUAACAAUAGAAAUGACUAUCUCAGGUACUUUUUAAGUGUCCGCGUCCGCUUAAUAGAAGUGUCCGUUUAAUAAAGGUUUCAUUUAAAGUAAAUAAUGGAAAUAAAUUAGUUGACUUUGGCUACAAUCCGCUUAAUAGAGGGUGUCCACUUUAUACGGUGUCUGCUUAAUACAUGUUUCACUGUAUUUAAAACUUUUCUAAGAACAUUCGCUGGGUGAAUUAUGAAAAGACCUCUUUGGUUAGAAUAGUUAAUCUAUAUCUUAUUAUUUUGUAAUCAUCAAGAAACUGCCUAUAAUAACGCCCAAUUUCAGUCUUCUGUAUAGCUAGAUAAAUGAAGCCGAAUGUCUUUCCUAGGUGACCUUGUAAGAGCGCCUCAUGGAAGAACAAAUAACUCCUAAUAUUUCGUACAGAAAUACGCUAUCUAUUCAUUCUUAUGUCUAGAAAAUUCUAUCAUUGUUCUUUAAUUCGUGUUCUUUACCAUAAAAUAUCCGAGAUUAGAGCGGACAUAACGUACACGGAUAACGGACAUACAGACCAUUGUUCGCCAAAAGUUCAAAGGGAAUCCUAGGAUACUACCAUUUACGUAAAAGCAUUGACAACUGAAUAAAGCAUUAAUUUUUUUUAGCUUAGUUUGUCCUCUUAGAAUAUCUUUAACAACCUCAAUAUAUUGUUGUAAAUAAUAUUAAUUUUGAGUUGUAUUUCAAGGACUAGUCUUUCUAUGUGGUAUAACUCAUAAUUAAUCAAUGAAUGAAAGUUAAUGAAAUAAAGUUAGAAAAAAAAUAGUGAGUAGUCUACUAUGUUGUUUUUACGCCUGUUAGGUGCCUAUUCAGUGCCUAGUAAGUGCCUAGUCAUUGCCUAAUCCUGCAUACUAAUUAAGUGCCUCGUCAGUGUCUAGCUAGCUAGGUAAAAAUGCGUUCCUCCAUACUAAUAACUGUCUUCCUACAUACUAAUUCGGCAUAGGUUUACUAAUGAGCGUCUCUCUACUACAAUAUAUACAUACUUUAUUCAGGGUCGGGCGGGGGGGGNUAGUGGUAUACCAGUAUACCCGAAAAAAAUUCGCCAGAAUACCCCAAAAUACCCAAAAGUAAUCCAAACAUACCCAAAAUUAUACCCAGAUAUACUUUAUACCUGAAAUUCAAAGAAAGUGAUAUACCGAAUACCCCUAUUUAAGCUGCAAUAUACCGUAUACCCGAUUUAAAAAGCCUCUGUAUACCGUAUACCCAAAAACCCUGGCCGACCCAGUUUAUUGUUACCUCCACAAAGGGGCUUUUCAAUAGGCACAAUAGGCUUGCCUAGACUUGCCCAGGCCAGUAGGUAACUUUAGUUCGGUUUACCAGAACGUCUAUUAAAAACAAAAUAGGAAUAAGAGAGCGAUCACCUAGCAACGCGAGAAACGGCUUAUGUCUUCUUUUUAGCACUAAAAAUCGGAUGUAUAUAAACAAAACACACACACAUAUACACAAAGUAGAGCUGACAACUCUCUACUUCAAUUUUGUCUGACUAUUACGAAACCUUUUCCUUCUAUCUAUUAUAUCUCGUGGAAAUGAGAAACUACUCAAGCAUGUUAAGGCAUGGCUCAAUUUUUGGUCUCGACCCCCCAGCGAAGAUAAAGCUGUUUUUCUUCUACGGCCAUGCACUUUAAUUCUAACAGCUGCAAAAAAACUUUUGAGAAACUUUCUUUCGAGGCGUUUAAUUAAUUUGGGUUGAAGUGGUGUCGUCACGUGAAACGUUGCGUCAUAACGAUAUUCAAAAAGAAAUUCCAAAUGGGGUAGGAAUGGUUGAUUACAACUAAAUUUGAACCACGUGUAAAUGCUUGUUUUACCGUACGAAUUUUUUCCAUGGCCGGAACGGAGAGAAUUUUUCAUUUCUUCAAAAGGUAUUAACAGGUGAAAAGCAUCACGUGACCUAUUUUACCCAAUUACCUAUUAAAUAAAAACGUGAGUCAACCAUUCCGGCCAGCUGAAGUGUUAAUGUUCAUGAACAAACAUAAAUAAAAGGACGCUAAAUUCAUAUUUUGGAAAGUUUAAUUGGAAUUUCGAUACGUUUAUCUUAACAAGCCAUUCAGGUUUCACUUACUGCCUCGCGAAGUAGUACACAGAAAUAUUUAGUCAACUGUCAAGCAUAUGCAAACUUCAAACGUUUAACGGUAUUUGCUCAGAAGCUACCACAAGAGCCUUGGUUACCUGAAUUUCUUCAGUACUAACACCGAAGCAGCACAAGACUUUCGCGAUGAAGUAGAUAUAAAAGAAGCAUUAAGUUUUUUUUGGAUCAAAGAGCAUGCGCCGUGAGGCCCAAAUAGCCAGAUUUUGGCUACUCCAGCGCAGAGUUUCCCAGAGCUUUCGCCGUAAGCACUGGGGUCGAGAAUGCGCGACGGCUGAUCGUGUCGGCGGGAAAAGUAGACGGGAAGUAAAGUGACUUCCGGGUGCCGUUGCCCCCUAGAAAACGUCUGGUGAUUAAGUUCCCUAUUGAACGCAGUGACGGCCGCUCCUCACUAACGCUCCAUAUUUCCGUGGCCGGUCAGUGACUAUCCUUACUACGUGUCAAUCCUUACCCUACCCGAGAUUGUUUGCGCCUUAACAAUCGGAUAAAGUGAAGAACGAGAAAUAUUCACUUUGUUAAAAAUAUUUUCAGCACGCAUACCCUUGAAAUUCAUCAAAAGGUGUACUUGUGCGCGAGUUUCAGCAUCCGUUUUUAGCUUGUAGACCAUAUCGACAUUAAUUCUGGAUAUCGGAGCCGUUUUAUUACGUCAUCACGUAAUUCGGUCGUGAAUAAGUCAAUGUCACCCCCACCACCAAUAACAUAAUUAUGUCAUUGAUUCCUUCAAUUUCAGGUCAAAUCUUUUCCAUACACUGCUCAACUUGUGUGCAGUAUCACAAUUUUGCAUUCAGACAAUGAGGGACAAAAGUGUUGAGACACUUCGGUAAAAUGGCCCCUUUUUGCGUAGUGGACAUACUUAUCCCCUUCCCCUGUCUACCCCUGUAGUGUCUUACGGAUUUAACCAAUGAUUGAAUCGGAUUUAACCACCAACACACGCACCAUUGCUGCUUGUGCAAACAUGUGCAUUCAAUCAUCAUAACAGUCAGAGCGCAUGCUCCAUUAUACAAACAUGGGGUUGGGGACGGUAGACCUAAAUAUUCACAUAUACUACAUUCCACCCUUCUUCGAAUUAUUUGUUGGGUUAAAAGAAAACGAAAAGAAAAUAAAGCUUAGCGAACAAUGUAUAUAAAUGUCUCCUAGUGCCCUACAGAAAUCCUUAUAUGACUGAACACUUCAAAGUGGCUUAAGUGGAAAGACAACAAAACAUAACAAACGGUUCAAGCUCAGUUCAGAGUUCCUGUUCUCAAAGUCUCAAAGUUCUACUCUGAAACAAGCUGAGUAAAGCCUAAAACAUAGUCUUAAAAUUUAGAUGGUAAUCUUUUGACUCUUUCUGGACGUAAGGUGACAGAUCUCUUUGCUCCAUAGUAGCAUCAUGUGAUCGUGUGUACUCCAAUGGGCCGUCCUCACUUGCUCUCUCAGAGGAAACAUUUACAGGUUCUCUGGGCUCUUGGUUUGAUAAACUUUGUGUUGCUCUCUGAGCCUNAACAAAACAUAACAAACGGUUCAAGCUCAGUUCAGAGUUCCUGUUCUCAAAGUCUCAAAGUUCUACUCUGAAACAAGCUGAGUAAAGCCUAAAACAUAGUCUUAAAAUUUAGAUGGUAAUCUUUUGACUCUUUCUGGACGUAAGGUGACAGAUCUCUUUGCUCCAUAGUAGCAUCAUGUGAUCGUGUGUACUCCAAUGGGCCGUCCUCACUUGCUCUCUCAGAGGAAACAUUUACAGGUUCUCUGGGCUCUUGGUUUGAUAAACUUUGUGUUGCUCUCUGAGCCUUUGAAUCAUCUGUUGACUUACUAGUGGCUGGUAAAACAUCAUAAUCUCGCUCAAAAUACGUCUUCACAUGGUUUACAUUCCGGCGGUACUGCACACCAUCAGCCUCAACAAGAACACUAUUGCCAUUCUUCUGAAUAACUGUGAAAGGAGACUGUAUGGCGUUGACAGUUUGUUCUCUUUCUCCUGCCUCAGUAAAACCUUAUCACCUUCUCGAAUCUCGCUUUCACAUGCAUUCCUUUGGCAGUCUGCAUACACCUUUUCCUUUUCUUUUCUCUCAUUGUCGCGAUCUCGAACCUCAUCUUCGAUGCUGAACUCUUGGAGAUGGGGUAGUUUGGUCCUGAUACGUCUUCUAAAUAAUAGUUGUGCCGGGCUAACCCCAGUAGUAGAAUGCGGAGGACUGCGAUAUAUCACUAAGAAGUUGUCAAUCUCUGAUUUCCAGUUGCGACCCUCUGCUUGAGCGAUACGCAAGCGCUUCAGGAUACUGCGGUUUUGUCUUUCUAUUUCAGCAUUGGCUUGUGGCCAUAAGGGUGUGGUUCGUCGAUGUUCAAUUCCGUUUUCCUCUAAGUACUUCGUAAAAUGUUCACUGGUAAACUGCGGACCAUUGUCAAUAUAAUCUUCUUAGGAAUAGUAGACUAGGUAAAUUCCAUCUCAAAGAAUCGGCUGUAAUAGUGCACUACAACAAAGACAUAAUCACCAGUUGGCAAUGGACCUAAUUGGUCAGCUGCUAGAUGUUGCCAUGAUGCUGUAGUCAACUCUGUACAUGUCAUCGGCUAAGGUUUGGUUGGUUGUGAAACUAACUGACAAGCAUGACAGGUCUUACAAGCUCUCUCUACCACUUUGUCGAUGCCUGGCCACCACACUUUGGUACGCAAACGUUGCUUCAUUGCUAAGAUUCCUGGGUGACCUUCGUGUGCCAACUCUAGUACUUGACAACGAAGUUGCUUUGGUAUCACAAUUCGAGUUCCACGAAGAAGAAGCUUUCCAAUUGCACUUAAUUCACCUCGCACAGGUAGGUACUCUUUGAAUUCUAAGGCAUGCCAUUUCCCACACAAUGGCUAAGGGCUCUUUCUCAGUCUGAGAAUAUCUGCGUUCUGUAUCGGACAGGCUGCGGCUUGCAUAACUAAUAACUCGUAGUUCUUCUCCUUGCUCUUGAACUAGCACGGCUUCUAAGCCUACAGGGCUUGCGUCUGCGAUCACCUUAAUUGGUGCAUUCUUAUCAAAGUAUCCAAGUGUCUCUGCACUGGACAGUCGCUUCUUUAACUCAUCAAAUGAUUGCUGUUGCUCAGGCCCCCACACAAAUGGUUCUCCACUCUUUGUAAGCUGGCGGAGGGGUGCAGAUACUGUUGCUAGGUCUGGAAUAAACCGUGCAGUGAAAUUGACCAGACCAAGGAAGUUUCGUACUUCCGCAGUAUUCGUCGGUUCACGGGCAUCAACAACAGCCUUUACUUUAACAUCUGCUGGACCAAUUCCGCGUGCCGACAAAACAUGACCCAUGAACCCCAAAUGUGACCUCUUAAACUGACACUUGUCUCGGUUCAGUGUCAACCCCCUGCUGCUCAGUACUCGGACCACAUUCUCAAAUCUUUUGUCAUGUUCCUCCUCAGUGGGUGCAUGUACUAUCACAUCAUCAAGAAUAAUAUAUAGAUUUAGCCAGGGCUAAAAGCGAGGCUCCCAUUAGUAAAUUUAUAAUUUAAAUUAAACAAUAAACUCGUAUUCGAAUUCCACAAUUCAGUUACCUUUAGAGCACAUUUAUGUGACUUUUGAGGGAAAGGCUAUCUGAUUUUAGCGAAAAAAUAAUUUGCAAACACCCAAGAAUGAACCAAAUCUUACAUCGAGUUGAUAGCCUCAUAUGCACACCCAAAAACUGGUAAUCAUCUUCGAUCACAUUUAAGAGCCAUAACGGCUAUUGGUCACCGUAGAUUAAUUAGGCCUGGAAAAAAAAAACAGGCCAAAUUUUUUGCGUUCGACAAGUUUACUUUGCAAAGUCUUGCCAACAAAUCUGGGUGCGUGUAAACCAACCUUUUAUACCAUGGACAGAAAGCAGUAUUUCACAAUACAAUGGCACUCAUUCAAUAUUCAUAAAAACUCACCUAUACGGCCAUCCGGCUCUCACUUUUGUAGUGUGAGCUGUGGCGAGUGUUGGAAUGAACAUUAACAGAGUUGCGCUCCAAGAUAAUAAAUAAUUCAUUAUGUUUAUUUUUUAUUUAAAGGUUUAACGCGCGGCAUUUUGAGUACUCCAGCAAGCAAUGUUCACUGAACGACUGAAAACAAUCGGCACAGCGAUUAACAUUACAAGAGAGACUACUAACAAUCAAAGCUAAUCAAUAAAAGAAAUAUAAUUCGGUGAAACAUAUACAGAGAGAACAAUUUUCAUUCACGAAGACAAUAUUAAAGUGUCCCUAAAUAUCCUGAGUCUUCAGGCUUCAAGCUUAAGUUUAUGUUUUAAGCCGGCUUCCCGGUGUUUGCUUUUUUCAAAGACGAACUCGAGGCAAGAAAAUCGCUCAAAGCUUUCUUUUCCGGCCAGAAUUUUCUUUGGAACGUUUUCUUUCAGAAUAUUCUUUGGAACGUUUUCUUUCUAUUUGCGGUGAGAAACUGUCCAAAGGCUUUUUAAAGUUCUGUAAGAUUAUAUCAAACCUGAUACUCGGUCAGAUCGUUGUCUCAAAUCUUACAAACGUGCAUAAACUAAAUACCCGCAUAAACUACGCUCGACUUCAUUAAAUUAGAUGCAAAAAAUAAACAUCAAAUACAAUAAUUUCUCUGGCUUAACAUUCGAGAUGCAGCUCCCGAAAGGUAUCAAGUAAAGCCAGUAUAGCUUCAGACUUUGCAAUCCUCUUACGCAUCAAGCAAGGUGAAAACGAAAACGAUGCCAUCAGAAAUCGGAUUUCCGACUUUGACAAGCGACGUAUUUCUCAACCAAAAACCCAACAAACAAACUAACCAUGAAGAACAGAAGACUUCUGAUAGCAGCUGAAUUUCAUUUUGUACAUCCAGUGAAAACGACAGUUAAAAACAUCACAAGUUGACACAAAACUCUGUCAGCUUCAGCUGUCAAAGUAAACAAGAUUCAAGAUGCUGCAUAAAUUUUCCGCAUAAACUCACCUGUCAAAUUUUGACCAAUCAGAGCUUAAACAUUGGACGUAGAGCGUGACCAACGCAUGACCAUGGUGAGAAACGUCAAAAGCAACUGUCUUCCCUGCCUGUAACAGCUGGCUGAAUUUUCGCGUCCGAGGUCAGUUUGCAAUCAAAAUUUUAAUUGUGCAGCACAUAAACACAACAAAUUUCAUAUGAAUUUAGAAAAAAAUUGGGGUACUGGUCAGUGGCUAUCCUGUUUUGACAGCUGUCAAUUGACCAUAUUGUUAAUGUCCUAUAUUAAAAUCCUAUAUUGAAGGUGUGGACUCACCAAGACACACCUGAGACACCCCUCCCUUCCUUUUGAUAGUCUCCCCUACCCCACCCGUACAAUCUGUAGACGCAUACGUACGUACGCUCGGUCAAUCACGUGACAACCAAACGAAAAGAGGUUGACCAUAUUCCAUGAGUAUGGGACUCUGUCCCACGCGCGCUUCGCGCGCUCGGGAGCCCCGCUAUUAUGAGCUCCAUCACACUCUAGCAGGACUUGGUGAAGUACCUUCCGGUACAUCGCAGGUGCACAACUUAUACCGACCAUGAGUCGUUUGUACCAGUAGAGUCCCUUGUGUGUGCCAAAUGUAGUGAUAUCCCUUGAUUCGGGCGACAGUUCUAUCUGAUGAUAGACGAAGGUAAGAUCCAACUUGCUAAAGAACUUGCUCUGGUUCAAAUCUUGCAACACUUCGUCAAUGGUGGGUAUUGGGAGACGCUCUCGUUUUACUGCCACAUUGGCUUGUCGCAUAUCCACCCACAGACGAAUGUCACCUGAGGGCUUGGGCACCACUACCACUGGUGAGUCCCACAAGCUUGGUCCACUCACUUUUUCAAUGAUGUCUUGUUCCACAAGUUCACCCAGUUUGGUACUCAGUUUAUCACGCAAGUGGUAAGGAACCCGCCUAAUUGGUUGUGAUACAGGUUGUACCUCCGAGUCAGUCGGGACUUUUAGCUGGAAAUCUUUCAGUUUGCCAAUACCUUCACAACAUCCCGGGAACUUUUCAAAAAUACUGGCCUCCGCUUUUGCUCCAUCCGUAGAAACCUCUAGUGAAUUCACGUGAGCUCCCAGCUUUAAAACUCCUAGAGAAAUGGCAGUUUCCCGCCCAAGGAGGACGUGUCCCCCAUUUUCAAUGUCAACAAAUUCGACCCCACUUAACACACUCUCUCCAACAGACACUUCUGCAUUAAACACGCCAGCAACUUUAAGUGGCUGAUUACUACCAUAUGCAUACAACUUCUUUGAAGUCUUAGUCGACACACAUGCAACCUUAUUUGCUUUCAGAUGUUCCCAUACAUUACGACCUAUGACAUUGCAACUAGCACCAGAAUCAAUAAUCAUUGUUACUGGUAAACCUUCUAUCUUCAAAGAAAUUUUCUAAUUACUUGAAACAUUAGAAUGAUCUAAAAUGCCAAAAGCAUAUUCACAAUCAUCACCCUGAGUACCUUUAGUUUCUACCUGCCUUACAUGAUGAACUACUCCUCCCUUCUUUCCGACGUCUGGUUUACGCGGCCCUCCAGCUCCUGGACAACUGGUUUGCUUCUCCAUAGUUUUACACACAGCCUCAAAAUGUCCCGAUCCAUUACACUUCCUGCACUGUUUCUCUCUAGCUGGACAUCGACGAUCGAUGGCUUUAUGUCCUGUAUAUACACAACAAAAACAUUUGACUUUUCUUGUGCUCGCAUCGCCUUUGUAGUUUGUCUUUCCGCUCUCACUAUUCACUUCACUAUGGACCUCACCACUUCCUCCUUCGAUUGAACGGACCUGUUUUUCAGAUGACUCCAUAGAACGAGCAAUUUCUCUUAAUUGUGGCAGUGUCAAGUUUCGACCCUUCUGAAGUAACUUCCGACGGAGUUCGUGCGACAAGCAUUUGCUUAUCACUUGAUCACGAAUUUGCUCAUCCACAGUUGCAGCGUCUCCGAAUUCCCUGGUUUGGGUUUUUUGUCUCGGUCUAGUAACAAACUGUUCGACGGUUUCGUUGGCCAGUUGACUUGUUUCACGAAAACAAAGCCUUUCAUACGGAACAUUCGCUUGCAGUUUGAAAUAUUUAUUCAAGGUCGCCUUUGCUUUCAUUUAAUCCCGCAUUAUGCAGCAAUAAAGCCUUUUUCUGAUCGACAUUUUUGACUCCUUUUCCCGUCGCAAACAAUUCAAAAGUUCGAAGCCAUCUUUCUCAGCGUGCGGAAAUACCAGCAGUUUCUGAACAGUCAAACGGCUUUAAUCCUUGUGCAUUGCUUAAAUACACACUUGCCAUCUCGAAUAAACUUCUUCAAAUGACCGUCCUGGUCGUCAAAAUGUAGUGUCUUACGGAUUUAACCAAGGAUUGAAUCGGAUUUAACCACCAACACAUGCACCAUUCCUGCUCGUGCAAACAUGUGUAUUCAAUCAUCAUAACAGUCAGAGCGCAUGGUCGAUUAUACAAACAUGGGGGGUGGGGACGGUAGACCUAAAUGUUCACAUAUACUACAACCCCAACCCCUUCCCCCCAAACUCAAUGUUGUAUUUUGGACCCUCAAGUCUUUCUUUUACCUCAGACAACAUUGAUUCGGGAGAUGAGGGGACUUACGGCGUUUAAAAGGAAUGAGAUAAUUAAUGAAUUAAAUGUUUGAUAAAAGCACCCGUUUUAAACAAGUGUUUCAACUACUUUUGUGCCCGAUUGUGGGUCUCAAGGCGUUUCUCAGCUUUAUCAAAAAUGCAUGACCAAGGCUCUAAGUUUUCUGCUUUUUUUGGGAAGACUCCUUUUUUUGGAUAUAGACUUAGCUUUCUUCGCUGUCUUCAUAUUUCCAGCACCUUGUUGAAAAAGGUUGUAAUGGAGGUUACUGUUCCACAUUUUUUGGUUUGAACCGCACGCGUUCUGAUAGGAAACUAAACUUCAGAAAGUAACGCGUCUCUUUUAUAGAAAAUUGGUGAAGGCGGGGUUACUAAGCGUUCUCCCUCAUAAAUAAUAAGGCUAAGGCUGAAAAGGCCAAACGAAGGUAAAAAGGGCCAAACAAAGAUCAAAAGGGCCGAAACCAGGACAAAAGGGACAAAAAGGACUAUGGGACCAAGUUUCGUAAUACUUUCUGUUUCUUCCUUCAUCUUCUAUGUAUCUUUGGGAAAUUCUCUAUGCGGCCCCGCCACACCUAUACAACUGAGACAACCGUACUCUUCCACGGUAUCUCCUGGUCUCUUACUGUCUAAGUAAUGACGAGAAUCUUGACAGAGCAUUAUAUAGCGAGGGCUCUUGUUUUCCAGUCGAAGAGCUUAACAUUGAUCUUUUAAUUCGUCACACUCCUUCUCUUUGUGACGCAAUUGACGUUGUGUGUUUUCCAAUACCACCUGUUUCUCUCUUAACACCAUGACCAAAUUGCGUAAAACUAGAGUGGCUGCCAUCAGUGAACCGUUUCUUGACCGUCUUUUUUCUAAUCUAGAUAGAAUUAUUGUUGUUUAAGAGUUUUAUAGCGUUCUUCCCAGCUUUCACAUUGUUCUUUGCAUUCCUCUUAUUGGUUGGUUUUUGCUAGUUGAUCAUUAAUAAUAAUAAUAAUAAUAGUAAACUUGUGCAACAAAUAAAAAAAUUGAAAUUUGAAAUACCACUUACUAAAGCAAGAUCUAAACUUUUUAAUUAGACACUGUAAUUUGUGAUUACAAUUAAUAAAGAUGACAAUGAUUCCAAUAUUGAGAGCUAUUGCGUGACAAACAACGCGAGACAACCGCGCGUGUGUAUGCGAAAAAACAAAACAAAUACAUGGGUAAAAAGAGUGUCAGAAAGGCCAAAACGAGGCCAAAACAGCCUAAAUCAGGCCAAAAGGGACAAAAGGAGACAAACGGGCCAUUUUUACCCAUGUGUCUGUGUUUUUUUUUUCUUAUGCACACGCGUGGGUGUUUUGCGUUGUUAGUCACGCAAUAGCUCUCAAUAUUGGAAUCAUCGUCAUCUUUAUUAAAUGUAAUCACAAAUGACAGUGCCUAAUUAAAAAGUUUAGAUCUUGCUUUAGUAUCUAAUAAUUCAAAUAUCAGUUUUGUUAUUUGCUGCACAAGUUUACUAUUAAUAUAUAGAUUUAGCCAGGGCUAAAAGCGAAGCCCCUUUUAAUAAAUUAAUAAUUUAAAUCAAACAAUAAAUUUGUAAUCCACAAAUCAGUUAAUUUUAGGGCACACUCAUGUGACUUUCGAGGCAAAGGCUGUGAUUUUAGGGAAAAAUAAUUUGGCAGUCCAAGAGAAAAACAAAUUCUACAUCCAGUUAAUAGUCUUAUAUGUACACUCAAAAAUAGCAAUCAUGUUCGAUCACAUUAGAUUAGGCCUGGGAAACAAAUUCUUUCCAAACAAAAUAACCCAGUCGUACACCACCUUAAUUUUAUAGGAUUAAUUGACAGCUCUCAAACCGCUCUGUUGCAGAGACUAUGGAUAAUUGGACAGCCCCAAAAUAUAGUUUUUCUGAAUCACACUAUAUAAUAGUCUUCGGUGUCAGCCAAUUUACACGUUGCAUUCCUCUAUCUAGAAGGAAGGCAAAAAUAAAAAAUCAGGCCGGAUUUUUUUGAGUUCAACAAGUUUACAUUACUUUUCUACAAGUAAAUCUUGGCGACAAAUCUGAUGGCGCGUAAACCAGCCUUUCAAAUAUACUUUUUUCAUCACGUCUGAGGUAAACAGUUCUAUGACGUGCUGUUUUUUAUCAUAUCGACCCCGGACAGAAUUUUUUUUAAUUUUUUUCCCUAUUUAAACCUUGCAACCUUAUUUCUCGCAAGACAGGUUCGAACAUGGGUGGUAAAAUGCGCAACAUCGCUUUUCAACUUGGUUUGCAGCAAUGUUGCAAAACAAGUUCCACGUUUUUGGUUGCCCGUUUUACUGAAGCUUUAGUCUUGUUUUGUAAAUUUUUCUUUGGUGUUCAAACUUCUGUUUUCAUCCAGAAUUAUGUAGAUUUUGGACGACUUUCUAGGUAUCAUCAUUCGUUUUGUCCAGGUAUGGAGUUUUUUUUGUUACUAAACAUUAAGCACUAGUGUCACUGGAGAAACAAGUGUACUGUCAGCCCCGAAUGUACGAGUUAUAUAGCGGGGCUCGGGGGCAUCGCUCUCUCGGAAAAAAAUUAAAAUUGGACUCUCGGAAACGACAUAUCCUGCAUUCCCUGCCGCAAACGCAAUUAAUUCAUACGCCUAUUUUUGUUGAGCUUUCAGUUCUCAGUCUCGUUAUUCAUAAUUCCCGUGCGCUGUUUUCAAAGCCAUUUCAAAGUCAAGAAAAUUGCAAGCUAUUCCACGCGAAGUCACUCCUCAUCUCCAGCCAAUCAGAGUGUUUUUAACUGUGCGAUUCAGCUUUGAGUAUGCAAUUCUGUUAAUAUUACUUGCACGGCCAUCGUAUUCAAAGCAGUGCUUAAUANGCAAUUCUGUUAAUAUUACUUGCACGGCCAUCGUAUUCAAAGCAGUGCUUAAUAUUUCAGUAACACAAAACCCCUUAGAACGCGCCAAUCGCCCAAAGGUGCCCAGAAAAUUGCAACCCUCCCCUAAAUACGGGCUCAGAAAAUUUUAGCCCUCCCUAAAUGGGCGCCCAAAAAAUCGCAACCCUCCGCCGAAAUUUACCAGUCCUCCCUCCCCAAUAGUUAAUAACCACUCCCUUAUAAAAACCCUCGACUUAGUCGCGGGUUUGCAUAACUGUCGAGAAUUCUCCCAACCCCUCGAGUGUUUAUAUCAGCAUAUGUAAACACAGGAAAAAAGUUUUCUACUGCUUUUAUAAAAUUACUUUUCCGAGAAAAAGCAAAACUCCUUUGUUUGAAGCACUGAUUAAAAGACAAAUUCUUACCAGUCGCGAAGUCUCGUACACGAAGCUUGUACGCGUAAUCAGUUCUUGUUUUGCAAAAAAGAGGCUUUCCAAAAUACUGGUUUUUCUCGCUUAAAAUGUCAGCUCAAGCGAAAAAAAAUUGACAAAGCAUGUUUCUAAAGACUUUCCAAGUUUUAGCCGACGAGGAAAUGGGUAAAUAAUGUAAACCUGUCGAGGUUUUUAACUCAAAACCUUUUUAAAAUUCGUGCUUGCUUGAUUAGCGCCUGCGAAAAGCAAAACAUCUUGACGUCACAACCAUGUUGACAUACUCUCAUGCAAACACGCCCCUCGGCCAAUCAGAGCGCGCGUACUAUCUUAGUUAUUUUUUAAAGCCGCAUAAACUACGCUCGACCUUAGAAAAUCGAAAAAAAAAAACAAACAAACUCAUCAAAGACAAUAAUUGCUCAGCCUUACCAGUCGAGAUGCUGCUCCUAAGGGCGAUCAAGUGAGGCCAGAAUCGCUAGCUUGAGACUUUUUAACCCUCUUACACCUCGAGCAAUAGUCUGCUACACAGGCGUUUCUAGUGUCGUCACGCAACGUUCCUCCCCACAAACGGCUGCUGAACAUCGAACCACAUUCCUUUCCUGCGGUUAACCAAUGAGAAUUUAGCUUCCAUUUUCUGGAAGGUGUUCGCGCCGAGGUGACUCCUCCAAUCACAGCUGUGCUUUUAUCGUUGCUCCAUUUGUGAAUGACAGAACAAUCAAAGUUGUCGCGUGAAAACAAGCCAUUAACUGGAGUAGUGUUGUCGUAGUCUCAUUCAAAAUUUAUGAGAUAAGCAGCAGCAGCAGCAAGCAUGUCGAGCAAAUGUGAUGCAUAACGUAAGUGCGCUUUUAAAGUUUCCGUGUAUAUUUUUGAGAAAUCGCUCAUAGAUAAUUUAUAAGAUUGCUUUAAAUUGAAUCAGUACCCUUGGGAAUUUAAUCCUGACAUGUACAGCAACCCCAGAGCAACACAAUGAGCACAUCCGGCAAAUGAAAUUUAUCAUGCAUAUGCCCCGAGACAUAUGCACGUUGGAGAACCAACUGAUCCUGGUAAGAGUACUUGUAGACCUAUUAAACCUUUUCUUUUUAAUUUGGAACUUUUCUGCAAAUUUUAAUUAAAAGCUUUUUGAUUGAUUUUGUCGAAAAUUGAGAAGCGUGUUCGAAUCAUAGCGCCCUGCGGCUCAUGUAUUGUCAAGUUUCUUUUAGAUGAUUGGUUUCUUCGUCAGACCACAAACACAAAGGGAAAGGAGCGUGGUUCGGUUCUCAGCAGCCCCUUGUGGAGAGGAACGUUGCGUGACGACCACACUAAAAACGGCUAUGUAGCAGACUACUCAAGUAAGGGCAAGUGAGUAAGCUCAGUUUUGAAAACGAUGCUAUCCGAAAUCGGAUUUCCAAUGACUUUGAUAUGCGGUGCAUUUCUUAACCAAAAGCGCAAUAAACAAUCCAGCCAUGAAUUACAGAAGAAUCUUGAUAGCAGCUGCAUUUCAUUUUGUACAUCCAGAAGAAAAAGACAGUUGAAAACAUCACAAGAUGACACAAAACUCUGUUAGCUUCAGCUAUGAGUAAACAAGUCUCCAGAUGCUGCAUAAAUUUUCCGCAUGAACUCUCCUGUCAAAUUUUGACCAGUCAGAGCAUAAAAAUUGGAGGUAGAACGUGACCACCCCAUGACCAUGGUGAGAAAAGUCAAAAGCGAUUGCCUUCCCUGCAUGUAAAAGCCGGUUGAAGUUUCGGGUCCGAGGUCAGUUUGAAAUAAAAAUUUUAAAAGUGCGGCUCAUGAACAUGACUUAUUUCAUAGGCAUUUUGAAAAAAAUGAACUUGAGAAUGCGGUCAUUUGAAAAGUAGCAACUUGUUAGCUGAUAACUGAGCCCGCGAUACGGUUAGGCGAUAAUGGUCAGUGGAUACACUGUUUAGACAGCUGUCAAUUAAUCAAAACAUGGAUGUACAAUAUCAGGUUGCAGGCUCCCAAACUAGCUUGAAAGUGUGAGAUUAAACAUUGGUAUGCAUGUGGUGCGGACGGACGGAAGGUCAGGCCGGUCGGUGUACGGUCAUGUGAAUGCCAAAUUUUCUAUGAUGGAUAGAUUUUCUGAGCUAUGAGGCUCCGCUCAAAAUACAGAAUUGAGCCCGUGAUCAAAUAAAAUAUCAGCGAAAAACUUAAAAAAUAGGAGACCUCAAUGGAAAGAAAAAUGAACCUGCGAUACAGUCAGGUGAUGAUGGUCAGCUGAUUCUCUAGUUUGGCAGCUGUCAAGUAUCCUUCAUUGGAAUGGCGAAUAUUCGAGUUAACUGACUUUCGACCCCCGGGGGGGCGGGGGGCGAAAUGACAGAUUGUGUACCUGAGCUGACCUGAGCCCACGUUACUAGUUUUGUGAUAUGGUCUUCACAUGUCCAAUUUUCGAAGCUGUCAAUUGACCUUAAUUUAGCCUGCACAUAUAACAACUACUGGCAGCCGACUGACAGCCCUGCCCAGCGUAGUUUCAUUCUUAUGUUGAACAGGUAAGUGUCACAUUUUAUAUCAGCUUAUAUGUAGGGGCAAAACGACUUGUCUUUCAUCUGAGCCCGCGAGAUGGUCAUGUGAUCAUUGUCAGCGAAUGUCUCAUUUUGACAGCUGUCAAUGUAAUCAUACUCAUACGGAUGGCUUUCAUAACUAGCACGCUAGUAUCAAGUUAUGCAAGAUCUAGUGUGACAUUUGAAAUCGGCUUACAUGAAAUGUGUGUAUGGGUGGGCGUACGCUACGUCAUAACCAAAUUUUCUCGGAUGGUUAGUUUACUAAAUUUUGUUACCCAUGGUGCUCCGCUAUUAUUAUUGAUGAUCAAGUAACAAAAACCAACCAAUAAGAGGAAUGCUAAGAACAAUGUGAAAACUGGGAAGAACGCUAAAAACGUCUUAAACAACAACUCCAUCCAGAUUAGAAAAAAGACGGUCAAGAAACGGUUUACUGAUGAGAGCCACUCGAGUUUUACGCAAUUUGGUCAUGACAUUAAGAGAAAAACAGAUGGUAUUGGAAAACACACAACGUCAAUUGCGUCCCAAAGAGAAGGAGUGUGACGAAUUAAAAGAUUCAUGUUUAGCUCUUCGACUGGAAAACAAGAGCCCUCGCUAUAUAAUGCUCUGUCAAGAUUCUCGUCAUUACUUAGACAGCAAGAAACCAGAAGACACCGUAGAAAAGUAAAGUUGUCCCAGUUGUAUAGGUGUGGCAGGGCCGUAUAGAGAAUUUCCCAAAGAUAAAUAGACAGAAGAUGAAGCAAGUACGACAAAGUAUUACGAAACUUGGUCCCAUAGUCCUUUUGUCCCUUUUGUCCUGGUUUCGGCCCUUUUGAUCUUUGUUUGGCCCUUUUUACCUUCGUUUGGCCUUUUCAGCCUUAGCCUUAUUAUUUAUGAGGGAGAACGCUUAGUAACCCCGCCUUCACCAAUUUUCUAUAAAAGAGACGCGUUACUUUCUGAAGUUUAGUUUCCUAUCAGAACGCGUGCGGUUCAAACCAAAAAAUGUGGAACAGUAACCUCCAUUACAACCUUUUUCAACAAGGUUCUGGAAAAUAUGAAGACAGCGAAGAAAGCGAAGUCUCUAGCCAAGAAACGGAGUCAUCCCAAGAAAAAACAGAAAACUUAGAGCCUUGGUCACACAUUUUUGGUAAAGCCGAGAAACGCCACGAUACCCAGCUCAACGAAUUGAUCAAUGAGUACGAAGGGAACGGUGAUUCAGAAAAUGUGGCCCACGUGAAAGCCGAGAACGCUCUUCUUCCUGUUUACAACUUAAAGAUUCAGAAGGAUAUGAUUGGUUGGCAUUGACAGAACUAGCGAUCGAUAAGCGAAAAUUCUUACUCAAUCAAUGGUACGAAAAGCAGACCAUUCCACAAGACCAAGACUAGUCCUACCAUGAAUGUUAUAGAAUUUUUUUUCCUGGACCUUUGUAUUGUUGCGUUUCAAUAAAAACUGUAAACAACUAAUCUUUAAGUGUGUUUUAUUGAUGACUUCACAAUCUUUACAUCUUUCUGUCUUUCAAAUCGCUGUGUAUUUGACUCUUUUUGUUAUUGGUUUUUAAUAAAGUUUUUAAAACGGUAUCCCUCGUCUGGUUUUAGUGCUAGCAAUUAUAACUCGGGUGUUUCAAUUGAUCUUUGUUAGGUUAUUUAUUGUUUUUAUAAUAAUAUGUCAAGCUGCUCCCUUGGGUAUUUCCAGUAGAGCUAAUUUGCAUGCAACUGUGGGCUUGUGAACUCGCAUAAUUACAUAACGGUGCGUGAAACGCUGAGUCGUAAAUAGUUUUUCAUUUCUUUUAGAUAGAUAGGAGGAAACAAUUUUGUAAUAGUCAGACAAAAUUGAAAUAGAGAGUUUUCAGCUCCACUUUGUGUAUAUGUGUCUGUGUUUUGUUUAUAUAUAUCCGAUUUUUAGCGCUAAAUAGAAGACACAAGCCAUUUCUCGCGUUGCUAGGUGAUCGCCCUCUUAACUACUAUUUUCCUUUUAAUAGACGUUCCGGGAAACCGGACUAAAGUUACUUACUGGCCAGGGCAAGUCUAGGCAAGCCUAUUGUGCCUAUUGAAAAGCCCCUUUGGGGAGGUAACAAUAAAGUAUGUAUGUAUUGUAGUAGAGAGACGCUCAUUAGUAAACCUAUACCGAAUUAGUAUACAGGAAGACAGUUAUUAGUUUGGAGGAACGCAUUUUUACCUAGCUAGCUAGACACUGACUAAGAACAUAAUUAGUAUGCAGGAAGGCAGUGACUAGGCUCCAAACAGGCGUAAAAACAAUUUAGUAGACUACCUUAGUGUAAAGCUUUUAAUUCUGACUAAGAAAAAAAUCCUACUAUUUUUCGAGAUAAUCGAAGUAUCGACUUGGCGACAUCCGGGUAUGAUCAACUUAUAAUUUCGGUUAUCAAGGCCAAGACUACUACGAGAAGCCUCCUUUUUUAUUCUGUUUAGCAAAACGCGCGACAGCAUGAAAUGACCUUGCGUGUAAGUGAGGGAGCGAAACAGAAGGGCGAGAAAAUUACCCUUCAUGGUAAGGUGAUUUUUUAUGGUGUAAAAGUUGAAGUGUAAUUAACGGUUUUAAGCUGAAUUAGUCUUUUGACUUUCUUUUAUUUUAACCUGAUGCUCACAACCGCGGGAGAUGUCUAUUGAGUAAAUUCGGUUUUCCUGCCAGAAACUUAUGUGUCCAGCCGCGUGAGCGUCGUAGGUACAAGCUAACAUUCUUUAAGCUGCAAUAAUGUCACUUCUUUAUAAAAGAGCUUCCAUACAGUCACUUUUUUCUUAGUUGAGGAAGCGAGGUACAUGUGACAAAAAUGAUUUUCGAUUGUUGAAAGUUUGGUCAGUCAUAUUUUUCCCUUUUGAGGGAAACGCAUAAUUCAUCGUUAGCUUUUAUUUCAGUUUGGACAGCACCCAAAGCAACAGCGUUCUAUCGCAGUUCUGAGCAAUAUUUGGAGUGUAAACAUAGUGUAUUGUGCUACUAAUCGAUGUGACUACUAAACGCUAAGAUUUGUGUAGAUUCACUUUCUGUUUGAUCUCCGUCGAUGUUGUGAUAACAUCGAAAUAGAGCAGGCUUUUCCUAGCGGGGAAAAAAGUCCCAGACUAAUUUUGAGGUUCAAAAAACAAGACCAUUGUAAAAACCUUAAUAGCGGACAAUUUCGACCCCAGAGCUCUUCCGCGCAUGACGUCCAGGGCGGGAAGAGAUCUGAGGAAUCCUGAAGCAAGACGGUCUCUGAUUGGUUUCAAUAAAAAACAAUUAAUUAUGAAAGUGUUUCUGAUUGGUUCAUUCAAGUUUGUGGGAGAGCGGGUGAACUUGCGACGUGUUUAACUCAUGAGCGGGUUUUCCCUGGAAAUGUUGAAGUAAACAUGCCCGGCCGAUUCUCUAUUUCAGCGAUUCCAAAACAACAUCUGCGCUACUAUUUUUUUGGCAGAAUAACUAGAUUUCUCAAUUUUCAAGUAAAAUACAAUAGCAACAUAUCGAAAAUUGACCAACAAAAAAAAUUAAAUGUUAAAAAUAAAAUGAAAAACAACGGCACAUUACGAGUAUGAAUGAAAACAUUAGCUUCACCUGGUAAAUUUUCCAAAACAAACUUGCAAGUAAAAGGUAAAUAGAAUUUCAAAGUAUAUCGAUGAUGAGUGUCAGAAGCAUAUAUGUCUUUGUGCGUGUACAAUGCGACUAGCAUAGACCUGCGUAUUUAUAGUUGUCUUUGUUUACCACGAUAUCACACUUCAAAGUAGCGUUAUUGAAAUAAAAGGACGCUAAAUUCAUAAUUUGGAAAAUUUUAUCAGAAUAACCAUACGUUUACCUUCACCAGCCAUUCGGGUCUCACUUAUUGCCUCGUGAAGUAUUCCACGCAAACUUAAUCAACUGUCGAGCAUAUGCAAAUUUCAUAUGUAAGUCUCAAAUCUAUGAACGUUAAGCGAUGCUUUCUCAGCAGUUACCACAAGCGCCUUAAGGUGUUUUGAUACAAUUUUUCGGGGGCUAUACCCAUAUUUUUCAAUCGCCUUAAAAGUGUUUUUUUCCUCGUCCGAUGGCUAUAAAAUGUUCACCAGUAAUUGGCUAUGGAUUGAAAUUUGUGAAAAUGUAGUUUUAAGUAAAAUCGAUAUUACUAUGACAACAAUAAACAAAAAACUUUGAAAUUGAUAAACGCCGAAUUUUGGGUGAUCUAGACCAGCUACUGAAAAUCCAACACCAAGAACUUAAAGGUUGGUGUUUAGCAAACAAUCUCCGUAAUAAGUAAAAAAAUUCUGUAUGUUUGGAUUCGACUAAAACGAAAAUAUAUUUCAAACUUUAAAUUUUCAGUAGCCGUGAUAGACGAUUCAUAAAAAACGUUAUAAAUGACUCAAAUUGUCCUUAAGUAACGUCAGAAUGCUGCUUAAAAUCAUAUUUUGACGCUAGGAAAUUUUGGUGUAUUUUCGUUCUUGCCGGUAAUCUUGAAAACUAACCCUUUUUCUCAGCACCUGUCUAAGUGCAACUUUUUCGAAGGCAAGACGUAAUGACUCGGUUGCCCAUGUUCCUUGUAAAAUAUGUUAUAACACAACGGAUGUCUCCAAAAAUCAGUCACUCAUUUUAUAGCGAAAAGCGUAAUUUUUCUCGCCAGUAAGACAAGCAUUGCUUAUUUCAAUUUAUAGAGAAGCCAAAGAUUAGGAUUCCGUUGUCAGUAGUACGCAGUGUACCAGAGCAUUAUACCUGGUUCCUGCUGGAAGGCACUCCACCCAUUGAAGCUUGGUUAGCCAACUCAUCUACACCUUUGGAGGGUGGGCCGGUGGUGAAAGGACUUCAAUUCGUUCAGACGGGAAACUAUACAAUUCUGGCAAAAAGUGACGCAGGAAAUAGCUCCAAAACGGUUGGCGUUAACGUUAUGGGUAAGGUUUUGUCUCAAUGUUAACAUGAUAAUAUGUCGAACCAUCUUUCAAUACCAAACUGUGAUAACUGUGAUAUUUUUUGCUCAUAUUCAGCGUCUUUCCCGAUGAAACGAGUCAACCGUGUUGCUUUUGAACGCACUGAUGGUGUAUUUUUACAAUAUAUAAUAGUAGUUGUUACGUUUACAGCGUAACUUUAUGAACACAUUUGGUUUAGAACUCUACCCUUGCAGUUGUCUCAUCCGCUUUUCACCUGUCAUCUCUUACCUGAGAAAAGAUGCAUUGAUUUCGCAGAUUGCAGGCAUUUAUGUCAAAGCAAGGGUCUUUUCAAUGGUCCUGGGCAAGUAACCAACCAUCAUGACUGCAGUGGAGGCAAUGUUACAUAUCUUUGGAAGUGUAUACCAACAACAACUACUAAUUUGUAAGUGAAUUUUCUGGCUCAAGGACUCUUUAACUGCUGAUUUUAAUAAAAAUGCACAGUCGCAGUGAAUCAUGCAUGAAACAAAUAAAAACGUUUCAAAGUAGACGCCCUGUAUUCUCAUUGCGGACCAUUUACAGCUUCGCGAGAUUUUUGCGAUAACGUAUUUCUAGUUUAAAAAAUAAAAUAAACGCCCAUCAUUCCACAUCUGGAGAAUCUGAAUAAUCAUGGUUCUCAGCUAUGGAAACCCGUCGUCUGACAAUUAUGCCACCAAAGGAUAACCAUGAUCAAGACAGAAUGAGCUAAGAGAGCGAAUCCAUGUGCCCCAUGAUAAUUUUUAAAUCUAUUUAAAGUUCGCGCGCGUGCUGAGAAGGUUAUUUUUGUCUCUUGUUUCCGUGACCUGGGAGGUCUACUUUCACGUGAGCGUGACAUGUUUCGCCGCCAAACAUUUGAAGUUUGACAGCCAUUAGUAAUUAGCGCCAGGAGCCGAUACUAAUCGGCUCCUGUUGUUGACAUGAGCGUUUAAACUACAUUACUUCUUCUUAACGUCUAAUACUUAAGAUAAAUAUUUCGCUGUGCAAACACAAAUCAGGUCAGAUACUUCAAGCUGUUAAACAUUUGCUAACCUGGAUGCCAGAGAGUUUUGAUGCGCGGUUUCUGGUUUCAGUCAAUUCCUUAUAGUGAGCGGUGUGCCCACAGUUGUCUAGCGUCCUCACAAAAUUCAAAUGUUUGGCGGCCAAACAUUCAUGUUUGAACCCACUUUGAAUCUAUUUUCUCGUUACGUGUCCACGGUUGGAUCCAAAAUGACGGUAUUACAGUUGGCGGGUGUGCGUAGGAUGUUGGUUGUUUCUAUAUUGAUGUAGCGAAGACCUCAAUAAGCAGUUUUGCUCUUUGUCAGCUACUCUGGCCAGAUUAUUCCACGUAUAAAUCUUUUGACUCGUCGACGAAAGUAAUAACAAGUUUGGACAUCAUAUCGCUUGCUGUGCGUGAUCGGCAGUGAAAUGAAUUACCAGUCAAGUUUAAAAUUACAUGACGCCUCUCUAACCGACCAAUAUGGUGGCGCCCUUAAAAUAACCACGCAGUAUGACACAGAGCCAAGAAUAGAUUGAAAAUAAUUUUCAUGGGAAGAGGGUCAUGUAUGGGGGAUUCGCUCUCUUAGAUCAUUCUCUUUUGCCAUGAUCAACAAUAAAGAUAUGACAAUGAGGUUGAUCAUGUUUAAUCUGGUUGUAGCUAAGGGCAGUAGAAACCAAUGCACUACUUCCUUAACAGAAUAAAGUGUUCUCCAAAAAACAGAACACACACGAAAGAAGGUCGAAGCACAAAACAUACUAUAUUACAGUAGGCAUUCGGAGGUGAGACCUCUGACCUGAAACUACGAAGCCGUGCUUUUGGUAGGCAAGUUUCCACACCUAUUCUCUUUAAGGUUUUUAGUCUAUCCAAGUUUAUUGAAGUCUCGAAUUAGCCAUCCAAUCUAAAUGAUAGAAUAUCUGCCAGAAAUUCCUUUCAAUUUGACACAAGGGUUGAGCCUGUGUAUGGGUACCUUGGGUAACAGGUUUUUCAGGCGAAAUUGUCGCAUAUCCAGAAUUGCUUAACAUUGUAGCGCUACUAUAAAGCUCAAGGCAACCACAACAACGACAAAAUUGAGAAAAUAAACAAAACAAAAAUUCUGAACGCGCAGCACAAUGUUUGGCAGGCUUCUUUGUAGUUAUUGAAAGACUAACGUUGUCAAAAGAGAUUGAAAUGGUGAUGCGAUAGUUGCAUCUCUAAGAUGUCGCGACUUCGAUUUCGUCGGCAAUGUCCAUGCAGAGGCUUAGGUUUCCAUUCAAACAUCACCGCCAAUUUUAACAGCGUAGGUGAAAAAAGCGUCAUUUUAAAUAGUUUAGGAUUUGGUGGAACCUGGUACAUUUACAUUAUGAGAUCGAGUCAGUUAGAUAGCCUUAAUUCCUCAAUAAGGAUACAAAGCAUGAAUCUCGACUUAAUGUUCAAUUUAUUCUACAAAACAUCACUGCGUUGCCAUUGGCUAUUAAUCUUUUGCUAGUUAGUAAAGAAUUGUUUAUCCACCAUGGUUGCCAAUAUACCACGGUGAAGAGCUGAUGGUCAUACCCACCGGUCACAGCCAUCGGAACAACUACGCCAACUUUGGUCGAACGUGGUUGACGAUGCAAAACCAUGAUAACAUGUACAACCAGUUACCGUUGUACUAUUUUAUGACAAACGGAAAGACUUUAUUGCUUUUUCGUUUGGUCAGCUUGUUGCUAUACUAAAAUUUUGUACCGUAAGGCUUGUACCGUCCCCGCAGGCCUCACGGCCUUUUUCAAGUCCAUAGAACACCUUCAUACCGCGAGUUGUUUUGUACAGGUUGACAUAUUUUGAUUUUAUUUGAUUUAAUUUGAAUUUGAAUUUUAAAGGACGCACAGUUUGAUUGUUAAAAUAAAUCCUUUUUUUGUUUCAAAACUUAAGAGAAGGAAACAUGUACACAUUAAUGUAGGUUACGAAUUUUAAUUUGCCGUAGGAAAUUGUCAAACAGCAUAAUCGAGGAAAUCCCGCGAGGAAUUUUCGCAGACCUCUCUUCAUUGCAGAUUUUGUAA